Cucurbitaria berberidis CBS 394.84 is the source of this 1367-nucleotide messenger RNA. Its product is annotated as putative glutathione S-transferase. The transcript has a single exon. Bases 224 to 949 code for a protein of 241 amino acids. NCBI's taxonomy places the organism in Eukaryota, Fungi, Ascomycota, Dothideomycetes, Pleosporales, Cucurbitariaceae. The record is from RefSeq and is a predicted model, not a curated record.
UCCUAGAAAUACUUGCCAAUCGAGUAUCGGGCCGUUGAGUCGAGGCUCAGUGAUAAAGACGCUAUAAUUUGACCUCGGCAGAGCCUCGGCAGGGCUGACGUCACCCAGAUCAUUUAGUAAAUAUUCUCUUUAUAAUUAUCUUUACCUCAAAAGGGAGUAUCAUUCAUCCUCGCAUUUCUAUCAACGAAACGAUCUUUUCCGGUAAUCAUACUGACCCUUCAAAAUGGUCCUGACACUCCACCACCUCGGCAUCUCGCAAAGCGAACGCAUUGUCUUUCUGUUUGAGGAGCUCGGCAUUGAGUACAACCUUGUAAAGCAUGUCCGCGACCCGCUCAUGGCACCUCAAUCCUUCAAAUCUCUUCCAGGGAACCGCACUGGUCAAUCUCCUUUUUUCGAGGAUCCGGAAGCCGGAAUCACCCUAUCCGAGAGCGGCGCUAUAUGCGACUACAUCCUUGGCAAGUACGCCAACGAAGGCGGCAAGAGACUAAAGAAAGAGUAUGGUGAGAAGGGCUAUGUGGACUUUAUCUACUUCUACAACUUCGUAAACGGGAAUCUUCAACCCGCUCUAUCUCGCGCCAUGCUCCUCGCGGCGGCCCAAGUACCCGCGGACAAUAUGAUGGCUCAAUAUGCCAACCAUGGCGUGCGACAAGCCCUCGACAUCCUAGAAUCUCACUUUAAGAACCACAAAUGGCUUGCCGGAGAGGACUUUACGGCCGCUGAUUGCCUGAUCAUAUACUCGCUGACUUCACAACGGUAUUAUCAACCGCGCGGGUAUGAAGAAUAUCCGAAUAUUGUACGGUAUCUGAAGGACAUAGGGGAGAGACCGUCUUAUCAAAAGGCUAUGGCGAAGGGAGAUCCAGAGAUGGAGCCAUUGUUAGGCGUGAAGGCGCCGGAGAAGAGUUUGCUUGUAGCGGGAGGUAUAGAAUCGGACAUUUGGCGCAAGAAGUAACGAGAUUUAUAUGGAGGGCAGGGAAGCCUAUCACGUCGCGCUAGCAGCCAGUUUCUUAAGGACUGGAACAUGACAGCGCGUAAUGAUCUCAAAUUCUUGCACUGAAACAAGCUUUCGAAUCGAAAUUUCCUGGAGCGCAUGCAUCUGGUGAAGGAAGCUUUUGAAUGCGUUCCCGAACAUUCGCGACUUGUCCGUGACUUCGAACUCUUCAGAUAUACCUGCAUGAAUCCAAAGCGUCUGGAUCCAAGAAAGUUUGGCAAAGCCAGGGACCACUAAUUUUGCAAAGUACAGAAAUUGUUUAUUGAGGUCUUGCGUCAGGUCAUCAAAUGUUACAUGGCGGUACGUGAGCGGUCUGAUUAAAUCCUGCUGCCUGUCAGGUUGUAAUUUUAAAAGAACGCAGAAAUUUGAUACUCUCCAA